ACCGGGCAGCCCUUCUUUGGUUAACUCAGUCGUUGUCGAACGCUUCUAAUUCAAACACCGAAAAACUAGCAGCUGCGGCUCAUUACUAGACAGUUGUUUACACAUACGGCGCAGGAUUAUUUUACCGGACGGACGUGAAAAAAGAAACCGGGAUGCUUCUUUUAUUGCUCUUCAUUUUAAGUGUUCUCGGGAACGCGGCAUCGAAGACCAAACCAUCGACAACUGAAUUUGAACCUCCACAGAUAUUAAAAGAAGACCAGGACUUUUGGUAUGCUCAGGGCAAAGAAGAUUUACUGCGUGCCCUGAAUCGGCAACUUAAUCUCAAUACGGCCAAAAACGUCAUCUUUUUCCUUGGUGACGGAAUGGGAGUGUCGACAGUGACGGCAGCUCGUAUACAUGCCGGACAAAAGCUUGGACAGACUGGCGAGGAGCAUUACCUAUCUUUUGAAAAAUUCCCUAAUCUCGGACUCCUUAAGACCUACAACGUAGAUAAACAAGUAGCUGAUUCGGCCGGUACAGCCACGGCUUAUCUGACUGGAGUGAAAGGACGUUACGGCACUCUUGGUUUGGACGUCUCGGCACCAUACAACAUCUGUCGAUCCGAUCUCGGCACCAAGCCGCAUGUUCAAAGCGUCAUUAAGUGGGCCCAAGAUGCGGGAAAAGCCACUGGUUUCGUAACGACGACGAGGGUAACACACGCCACUCCUGCGGGACUUUACGCCCACUCCGCUAACCGUGAUUGGGAGUGCGAUUCACAAGUCCCGCUCGCUAAUCGCCACGAGUGUAAAGACAUUGCUCGACAGCUAAUUGAAGAUGAGCCUGGCCGCAAUAUCAAUAUUAUUCUGGGUGGAGGACGACAAAUUUUCGAGGCCGCCAAUGAUAACGGAACGGCUAAAUGGCCGUGCAAACGGGGUGAUAACUUGGACUUGAUUGAAGCGUGGAAAGCCGACAAGAAGAAACGCGAAAAAUCGCAUCUCUUUUUAGAAAACCGCGAUGGUCUUUUAAAUACCAAUCUCGACGAUACAGACUUUAUUCUAGGCUUGUUCGCGAUGAAUCACAUACCCUACGAGCUCGAUAGAACAGAAGAUCCCAAAAUCGGUGAAAUGGCACCCGGAAUCGAAGAUAUGACAGAAAAGGCUAUUCACUUCCUGCAGAAAAAGAGCGACAAGGGUUUCUUCCUUUUGGUGGAAGGCGGCCGCAUCGAUCACGCUCAUCACAAGAAUAAUGCCUUACUAGCGCUGGAGGAAGCGGUAGCCAUGAAUCGCGCUGUUUCUAUCGCCGAACGACUCACCGAUAACAAGGACACGCUCAUACUGGUCACUGCCGAUCAUUCGCACACUUUCAACAUUAACGGCUAUCCAGUUAGGGGGAACAAAAUAACUGGUGUUUCUGGUGUCGGCGACAAUGGCUACAAUUACACAACAUUGAGCUAUUCAUCUGGUCCCGGGUUCUGGAACAACGUGAACAAUCAAACGACUGAUCCAUCGAAACCAUGGCUGGACGCAAGUACUUUGGAUAUUCACGACAAGACCUACAGACAAUUGUCACAAAUUCCAGCUUACGACGCUUUCCACGGAGGCGAGGAUGUCGCUGUUUACGCAACAGGUCCCAUGUCGCAUUUAUUUCACGGAGUCCACGAACAAAGUUACGUAGCUCAUGUCGUCGGACAUGCCGCCUGCAUGGGACCAUACUCGACGGCUUGCGAAGUUCCUAAACCAGAGGCACAAAGCGCUGGGAUUGCAACUACUAUAUCGCACGUGUUGACCUUACUCAUGGCUUUAAUAAGCACAAUGAUUUCAAAAUACUAGACUCACUCAUUCUAUCAACAAUUUUCAUGUAGAUCCCCCUCAUUUUUCUUAAUGUGUGGUUUUAAUAAACAUUUAAAAUGUG
Messenger RNA from Daphnia pulicaria, 1890 nucleotides. Its product is annotated as alkaline phosphatase-like. Bases 153 to 1808 code for a protein of 551 amino acids. Gene Ontology annotation, biological process: dephosphorylation. Lineage: Eukaryota; Metazoa; Arthropoda; Branchiopoda; Diplostraca; Daphniidae. The record is from RefSeq and is a predicted model, not a curated record. Gene Ontology annotation, molecular function: alkaline phosphatase activity. The transcript has 10 exons.